AAAUUUUUAAAAUGACUUUAUCUUAUUUAACAGAUGAUUGUUUUUAUUACAUUUUACAAUACCUUCAAAAUGAUAACCCAACUUUAUAUAACUGCUUAUUAGUUAAUCGAUUUUGGUGUAAAACAACGAUUCCUAUUCUUUAUGCAAAUCCUUUUGCAGUAAAAAUAUCCACAAAAAGUCACCUGAUGAUCUCAACCAUAAUUUUUUGCUUUAAUAAAGCAGAAAUUUUACAAUUGAAAGAACAAUUAGAAGUAAACCAGAUUAAUAAUAUCAAUAUUGAUGAAGAACAUAAACCUUUAUUUGAAUAUCCAAAAUAUUUGGAAAAUUAUAAUGACUUUGGAAUAAAUUCCACUAUUAGAAGAUAUUGUUCAGGUUUAUCAAUUUCUCAUAGCAAAAUGUAUAAUGAAAUUAUUCCAAUAUUUCAUAAAUCAAUUUUACGUCAAAGUAGAAACAUUAAAAAAUUAGAUAUUUCAUUAGAUUUAUUCUAUGGAAAAAGUUUUAAAAACUUUAAUGUUCAAAAUUCCAACUUAAAUUUAAUAAAAUUAAAUUCAUUAAGUAUUCGUUUAAAUGGUACUACUAAUAAUGAAGUUGGACAAGAAUUUUUAAGAAAUAUAGCUGAUGUUAGUUUAAACUUGAGACAAUUAAUAAUUAACCUUAAUCAAAGAUCAAGAAGAUUAUUAAUUAAUCCAACAACUUCCAAUAAUUUGAUCGAUAAAACUACUUGGAAAAAGCUUUAUAAAAUUAUUCAAGGGCAAAACAAACUCAAAAUAUUUAAGUUAUGGAAUUGUUCUUCUUCAUUAAAUAAUAUUCUUUCAUCCUUAGAAUUUCAAAAGCAUUCUUUAGUUCAUAUUGAGUUUAAUAACACUAACUUUGUUAAUGUCAGUUUAAAGAGUUUCAAUAAUUUAUAUAAUUUAGAAUGUUUGAUAUUUGAAUAUUGUGAAGGUUUAUUAUUAAAUCAAUGUGAGAUUUUAAAUUUUGCUUCAUUUAAGCUCAAGGAAAUAUCAUUUAUACGUGAUAAAUGGAAUAUUGAUAUCACACCUUCAAUAAUCAAAUAUCUAGGUGAACCAUUACAAAGAUUAUCAGUUGAAAAUCUUACAAUUCCACUUAUUGAAAAUAUAUCAUUGUAUUGUCCAAAUCUUAUUCUUUUAAAAAUAGGAAUUUAUUCACAUAUUGAUUUUUCAGGGUUAGCAUUUUUUAAAGAUUUAAGAGCAAAAAUGUUAAAUAUUACUAUUUUUUAUGAUAUUGAUAAAUUUUUUAGAAAAUUAGCAAAUAAUGUACCUAUUAAUGUUAGUAAAAUUUCUUUUUAUGUUGGUUCUUGUAUUUCCAAUAAGUUUUCAAAAUUUAAGGAAUUUUUAGAAAAUUGUCAUAAUAAUUUUGAAAUGAUUAAUUUAAAUCAUAUUAUUGAAUUAGAAUUUCUUAAAAUUGUUUUAAAUUAUAUUGAAAGAAGUAACAAUAAUUUAAAAACUCUUGGUAUGGUGAAUUUGGAUAAAGAAUUGAAUGAUGAGGAAUUAAAAUUAUUGAAUCAAAUUAAAGAUAAAGGAGUUAAAAUAGUGGAAUUUAAUAUUAUUCAUUAUAUUUAUAAAGGUGUAUGAUAUUAAGUAUUUAUAUUUAGUAAAUUAAGGGUUAUAUUUAGUUUUAGG
Rhizophagus irregularis DAOM 181602=DAOM 197198 is the source of this 1640-nucleotide messenger RNA. RefSeq lists its product as uncharacterized. The record is from RefSeq and is a predicted model, not a curated record. Lineage: Eukaryota; Fungi; Glomeromycota; Glomeromycetes; Glomerales; Glomeraceae.